This is a messenger RNA of Periophthalmus magnuspinnatus, 5216 nucleotides long. RefSeq names its product atos homolog A (gene atosa). The record is from RefSeq and is a predicted model, not a curated record. The transcript has 12 exons. The coding region runs from base 1092 to 4367 and encodes 1091 amino acids. Lineage: Eukaryota; Metazoa; Chordata; Actinopteri; Gobiiformes; Gobiidae.
UAAGUUGUUAUGGAUGUGGGUUCAUGUGAGGCUGGAGAGGGAAGUGACGUAGUGGCUGUUGUUGGGACACGUGACUGGAGCUGCGCUGAUAUGUUUUGACAAGCAGCAGGACUGAGGGAAGUGAGGAGGGCACAGGCUCAAAGCAUCACGACUUACAAGACGCGCUGCCUUUUUCAUCUGGGGUUCGCUCAUUUGACUAUCGAUCUCUCUUUUAACUUGGGAAAUUGUUUUCCAGUGAUAAAACAGCUGUUAGAAAGCAUCUGCGCGUUGUUUCGCUACCAUUUGCGCAGUCGUGAUAUUUGGUAAAAGUUUUAAUGACCACCACAAAGGAAGUCAGUGAAGCGGGUAUUUCCUGUAUUAAAUAGAUGGCAACAGCCCCGUUUUGUUUUGGACAGAGAGCGGGUGAUAGCUGAGUGAGUGGACAGAUCGUGGUGAUUAUGUUCUUCUUGCUUUAGCGGAAAACACGACGCGAGUCCUCGGUGUGGAUGUUGGUGGUUGAGCCGUGGAUACCUGCGCCGCCGCUGCUGCUGCUGCGUUGGGGGCUGGGAUGUUAGCGUGGUCUCACUCAAUAGACGCUAAACCAUUACUGCAAAGAACAGGUCAGUUUAGUUGGCCUGGGCGUUUGGUUUUGGGCUAACCCUGCUGAGUUGGCUAACCCUUUCUGGCACUGUCGAGUCUGACAUUCGUGGAGAACAAACAGAAAUGCACCGCGAAGCAAUGGUUCAGGUGGAGGAAUUUGAGACAGACUGUGAGAGAAGACAGUUUGAAUUACCUCUCGUCAGACUGAUUACUUGCUAGCAAUCUAAUCGACCACUCACUGAUAGUUCGCUGGCAUUCGCCAUCAGCUGUCCUAGUAUUGGGGAACAAUACAGCGCGACUGGAUGGAUGCGUACUGUAGCAUGCUAACAAAGCAAUGCUUUGUUGUUGGAUAGGGGGAGCUGGCACCAAAACGUGCUUCCAGCUGAUAUUAUUGCGUAGUUAAUUCGGUGACAUUGUGGCUUUUGGGUUGAGACAUAGCUUUAGUGCUGUCUAAGCUGUGUGACAAGAGAAACACCAGAGCAAGAGCAAGGCAGACACUUCAAGACAACCUGAUGACACUGGACAACAUGAAGCCCGACAGAGAUGCCACCGAGGAGUUCUUUGAGUACGAUGCGGAGGAGUUCCUGGUGUUCCUGACACUGCUCAUCACAGAAGGACGGACUCCCGAAUAUUCAGUGAAGGGCCGAACUGAGGGCUUGCACUGUCCACCUGCCCAGUCUGCAAUGCCCCCUCUACACAAGCAUGAAUGCAGUGACAAACUCCCACAGUGUCGCCAGGCGCGGCGAACCCGCUCUGAGGUGAUCCUGCUGUGGCGGAACAGCAUCCCCAUCAUGAUAGAGGUCAUGCUCCUGCCUGACUGUUGCUAUGGUGACGAGUGUCCGCCAAGUGACCUUAUCAGCGACCCGGUCAUUAAGCAAGAUGCUUUACUGCUGGAGAGAUGGACCCUACAGGCAGUUCCAAGACAAAGUGGUGACCGUUUCAUUGAAGAGAAGACCCUGCUGCUGGCUGUUCGAUCCUACGUCUUCUUCUCUCAGCUCAGUGCCUGGCUCAGUGCCUCACAUGGCAUCGUCCCCAGAAACAUCCUGUACAGGAUCAGUGCAGCUGAUGAAGAGUUGGUGUGGAAGUUUUCCCAACCGCCCUCAGAGCACAUCUUUCCCAUCCCAAAUGUCUCACACAGUGUUGCGCUGCAGGUCCGUGUGCAGUCCUUACCCCGCCAGCCCACCUACCCUACCCUGGCCUGCAGCAUUCACACUGGCCUGCCUCCACUUUAUAGCAAGACUCCAGGCCUCAAUCCAAACCUUAAUAGCCAUGUUGCACCAACCAGUCUGAAGAAGAACCAGGACCCCAGCACUGAAAACCUACUACAAAACACCAACAUGUUUAGCAAGAGCUCAAACUCAAUGUCUGGCCUUCUCCUGAACGGAUUUCCUGUUCCUAAUCUUCCUAUCAACAACAUCCCCAUUAAUAGCCUUCCACACACUGCUGUGCCACCUGCCUUUUUUAAGAAAUGUCAGGAGCCUGCAGAGACCCACAGCAUUGUCUAUCAGAAUGGAGAACUUCCACAGGCCAGCAUCCCACCCCGACAGGGCUCUCCACGAUUCAGUAGGUCAUCCCAUUCCCCCACGCCCUCACGCUCGCACUCGCCCUCUCCACUCUCAGCCAGUAAGGCAGGGAAGUGGUUGUAUUCAGCCCUCAAUGGCUCAUCUGACAGUGUUCCUCAAGUUGAGGAUUACAGCCAUAGCAUCAAUGGCAGUGAUCAAACGAAAGGUCCUUUAAAUGAUCCACUAAAAGCAUAUAAGAAUUUAACUCUCCCGGAGACUCCUCGUUGCCCAUCCCCUAGACCUGUUUCAAAUGAGACAAACCCCCUAAUUGGCUCCUUGCUUCAGGAAAGACAGGAAGUUAUUGCUCGCAUUGCACAACGGCUUAACUUCUGUGACCCCACAGCACCUCCCCUCCCCCCUGGACUUUUUGCUCCAGACAACCCUCCCAAAGCCAUUUGGGGCAGUAACCAUGACGACCUAACUGCCACUAAGACCAAAGAGCCUCAGGUCCCACCCUAUGAGUCUGUGAGUCGUGUUUGGCCCAGCCCUUUCAGCACACCUGUGACUGAACCUUCUUUCAGCAAACGAGAGUGUGCGUCACCGAAACCUGGCCCCUGCAGAAAGCUUCGAAUGACUGAGGUGAGAGAGGGGGAUCAGACUGGAGAAAGAGAGAAAGAAAGAGAAAGCUCUCUCAUUGCCCAGGCCGUUCAAGACAUUACAAGACUCAUUCAGGAGAGGCUGUCUGUCCCAUCGCUGUCUCCUAUGCAGAGCAGAAGGGGCAGCCCUCUGCACCAAACUCAUACAACAACAGUCACACACACAGUGCGGACAUACUCACAGCCCCCACAAGAACCACAAGCCUCUCACACUGCCACCAAUGGCUACAGUAACGGCCACCUACCCAGCCAUACACCUCACACAGGCACACACAUAAUGGCUGCACAUGCACAUGCACAUGCAUCUGUUUGCACAGACAAGCCCGGAGUCCAACCGGGGACCGAUCGCCAUUUUCCCCAGGCCCAAAAUGGUGCUCACUCGACACUUGAAGAAAAUUCAUUUAAAAAACAGUCCCGUUUAGAGGCUGGUCAGUGUUUACGAACUCCUUUGAAGGAAAAAAAGUGCAGAGUCUCGACACACGUCAGUCAGGAAAAGGCCUCUGGUUUUGAAAACAGCCUGAAGAAUGAUCAGAUGUGCAGUUGGACUUGCAAUGAUGGCAGCCCAGCACUGAACUGUCACACCCCUCAUAACCACAACACACCUCAACCUCACUACCAGAUGCAAACCUGUGCAUCUGUACAGCGUUCUGGGCCACGCGACGAAAACCAAGCACCCCUCAAGUCUACCAGCUCCAGCCUGUCGAGCCCAGAAAGGACCCCUCUUUCCACAGUGUUGCGAGCUCAGAGCCCUACCCCACUGCGACCUUGCAACAGCUGGAGGAAGCAGAAUCGCCACUCAUUAGAUGCUACAGCGACCAAGGCCUUCCACCCGUGUACCGGACUGCCUCUGCUUUCCAGUCCUGUCCCUCAGAGAAGAAAUCAAACUGGUUAUUUUGACCUGGACACAUCUCUGAUGAGCAGUAAAGGUUUACCGUGGACCUCUGGGAAAAGGAUCUGUCCAAAGAGAGAGUGCUCCAUUGAAGACUCACAGCAACUAUUCAGUGCCAGUGCUCCACCUGCCAGUCUCAGCUUAUUGGGAAACUUUGAGGAGUGUGUGUUAAACUACCGCCUGGAGCCUUUAGGAACAGUGGACGGUUUCACAGCAGAAGUUGGUGCCAGUGGGUCCUUCUGCCCCAGUCACCUUACCUUACCUGUAGAUGUGUCAUUUUACAGUGUCUCUGAUGACAAUGCUCCAUCACCAUAUAUGGGUGUGAUAAAUCUGGAAUCCACAGGAAAAAGAGGAUACAGAGUACCCCCAUCAGGAACCAUUCAAGUGACCUUAUUCAAUCCCAACAAGACAGUUGUAAAAAUGUUUGUUGUGAUGUAUGACCUACGAGCCAUGCCAGCUGGACAUCAAACUUUUCUCCGCCAAAGGACCUUUUCUGUUCCAGUCCGUCGAGAUACAAACAAUCAGACCAGCAGGAAGCCCCUCUCCCUGAGCCAGGGCCGCACCCUGCGGUACCUCAUUCACCUGAGGUUCCAAAGCUCCAAGUCUGGGAAGAUCUACCUCCACAGGGACAUCCGUCUGCUUUUCUCCAGGAAGUCAAUGGAGGUUGAUAGUGGUGCUGCCUAUGAGCUCCAGUCCUUUACAGAAUCCCCCAUUGAUCCUCCAUUUUCUUCUCGUUGCUGAGACCUGAAGCUGCCCCCAAGGCUUAAUUCACACCACAUUGGCUGUGACUGACUCAAAUCCAACAGCCCAGUCAAGGCUCUAAAGGAGAAAUGGAAAUGUGGCGCUGAUCAAAAAAUUAUCAGAUGUAUAACAUAUAAGAUGGACAUCAUAGGAUUCUUUCAUCCCUGAGCUCAUGGACAAAAUGGCCUUAUAAGAUUUAAAAAGAAUAGAAAAUACUAGAUAUGCAAUUAUGGAAAGUGACCUGCACUGUUUUAGCUUUCUAAAAUGUUAAUUGGACUUGAAUCACAUUCAAUUGAAGUAUAAAUAACAAGGUUUACAGUCCAUUUAAAGGUAAGAGUAUGUAAGGUGAUUUUUUUUUUUUUUAUGUUGAAUAAUAAUGCCAUGGGUCCUGAGCUCAGUCAUAAAAGUGGUCGUGGUAAAGGAACUUGGUGCACCUUGGUUGGUGUGGUGCCAUUCUAUCAUCUACUCAAAAUCCCAUGGACUGCUUGAGGUGAACAAGCAAUCAAGCUCAAAUCAUAAGAAAACUUCACAGCUAAACAUCAGAAGUGCACUGUGUUUUUCACAUAACUGGAAAAGAAAAAGAAAAUAGUAAUAUUCUAAUACUUUUGUACUGUUACAAACCACUUUAUGGAAGUGUUGCAAUAGAAAUAAAACUUAGGUUAGUGUUUACACUUUCACUUUCAGUUUACUUACAUCAGUUUAUUUAAUAUUUAAAUUAAUAUUUCAGUUACUACUUGUGACGUCUGUCAUGCUAAGAUGAUGUAGUGCAAACUGUAUAUCAUAGUAUGUAUUUUUGACAUUAAUAUUGAAAUCUGAAAAAUAUAUAUUAUAAAGCAAUCUGAAACCAUA